Messenger RNA from Spodoptera littoralis (African cotton leafworm), 1551 nucleotides. Lineage: Eukaryota; Metazoa; Arthropoda; Insecta; Lepidoptera; Noctuidae. The record is from the annotation of a GenBank genome assembly.
AUGGUGGAGAACGGAGCCUCCAGUGGGGGUAGUGACAGCCCCAGUGCAACAUGUUCACGUUCAGGCUUGCUGGAGACGCUAGUGCGCGGCGUCUGGUAUCGUGUGCAUUGUACGCUGGAAGAGGAUUACUUGAGCGUAUGUCUCGAUGAUGGGUACGAUGCGACGACCACGUUGAACGGCACCUUGAAUAACAACAACGUGGAGACACCAAACAGUGACUUCACGGAAGUUCCAGAAGCUAUUGCGAAUCAGAAACGUUUAGUACAAGUGGUGAAGUCGGACAAUAAUGGUUUGGGAAUAUCAAUAAAAGGUGGCAUAGAAAAUAAUAUGCCUAUACUGAUAUCAAAGAUAUUCAAGGGCAUGGCAGCUGAUCUUACAGAGCAGUUAUAUGUUGGUGAUGCUAUACUAUCUGUGAAUGGUGAGGAUCUGAAGGAUGCCACACAUGAGGAGGCAGUGAAAGCUUUGAAAAGAGCUGGAAAAAUGGUACAAUUGGAAGUUAAGUACCUCCGUGAGGUUACUCCGUACUUCAGGAAGGCGUCAAUCAUCAGUGAAGUAGGAUGGGAGUUGCAGCGAGGUUUCAUGGCAGACGUACCACCUUCACCUCCAUCACCACGUCGCCGGCGUGCCGACACUCGCUAUGUACCAUUGUUGAUGGCAUGCAUCGCCAAAAACUUACGUCAUCGAGAUCCAGAGGAGAGAACAAUCGAGAUUUAUUCGCCGGACGGCGUGCACGCUCUAGCGUUGCGAGCGAGCAGUGCUCAGGGGGCGACGGGCUGGCACCGCGCCCUGCACGCCGCCGUGCGCCGGGCGGCGCGGGCCGCGCUGGCACGCGCCCGGCCUCGCCUGCGGCCGCUACUGGGAGAUGUACGAUACGCCGGUUGGCUGGCUAGGCGACCUCCACAGGAUCAUAUGAGUGCAUCUGGCGGUUCAGACAGCUCCGACGAGGCAGAUGGCUGGCAACCCACUUUUGUUGCUAUAACCGACCGCGAAAUUAGGUUGUACGAGGCGGCGCCCUGGUCUGGCGAGGCGUGGUGUGCCCCCGCGGAGUGCUUUGGUCUGGCGGCCACACGGCUGGCGUGGUGGCGGCGCGCGGCGGGCGGGGCCGCAGCCCUAGGGCUCCGCGCCGGGACACCCGCCGGCCUCGCCGUACGCGCGCUCCGGGCUGACACGCCGCACGACCUGGCCGCCGUGGCCGGGGCACUAGUCGACGGAGCGCACCACGCCGUGCGAGCCAUGCCCGAGUUUACCUUCCGAUGUCGUUUCCGCGGCGCGUGCGCGCGCCUGUCGCUGGGCGCGGGCGGCGUGUGCGUGUGGGAGGCGGCGGGGUCGCUGGGCCGCGGCGGCGCGCGCGCCCUCUACCGCCGCCCGCUGCACGCGCUGCGCGCCUCCGCCGACGACGACCGCUCCGCGCUCUGGCUACACUUCGCUGAUGACGACACUGUUGAGCUGGACAUGGAGGGCAGCCCGAAGCCUGCAGUGUUCAUCCUGCACAACUUGCUGUCGGCGCGCGUGCACUCGCUGGGCGCGGAGCCGGCCUCGCCGCCACUAUAG